Molecule: messenger RNA, 2612 nt
Organism: Choloepus didactylus (southern two-toed sloth)
Lineage: Eukaryota; Metazoa; Chordata; Mammalia; Pilosa; Megalonychidae
Gene: CDC6
Product: cell division cycle 6
Exons: 12
Coding region: 375-2057 (560 amino acids)
Biological process (GO): cell division; mitotic DNA replication checkpoint signaling; DNA replication initiation
Cellular component (GO): nucleus
Molecular function (GO): ATP hydrolysis activity; DNA replication origin binding
Source: RefSeq, a predicted model, not a curated record
CAGGCCGCCUUAACUUGACCCGGCUCCACUGCAGCCGCGCAUCUUCCUUAGAGGCCCCGGAUGUAGAUGGUUUAGCUCAGUGGGUGUGGCCUCGCUGUAAGGCUUUUUUAUUGGCUGUGGGCUUUCCGGCUGGACGUGGAUGCGGAAGAGGGUGCUGUGUUCGACGCACUUUGCGCUGAGGGGACAACCAAUCAGAAGCCUGGCCAAGCUUUGGCGGGAGGCGGGAACGCUGAGUCCGUGAGAAUUUGGCGCGAGCUCGGCUGGCCUUUGCUGUUGCUGGUGUGUGGUUUUUGGGGAGCUUGUCGAGGAGAAUCCCUGAGGCCGUGUGCGUGACAGAGAAGUGAGAAAAAGACUGCACUGAGCUUGCUGCCGUCAUGCCUCGAACCCGGUCUCAAUCACAGGCUACGAUUAACUUUCCAAAAAAGAAGCCAUCUCGGACAUUGGGCAAAGCUAAAAAUUGUAGUGACACCAAACUAGAACUGAUUAAUGUCCAGGCUGUCCCUUGUUCUCCUUGUGUAAAAACUCAGCCUCUCAGCCCCAGAAAACGUCUAGGUGAUGACAACCUGUGCAACACUCCCCAUUUGCCUCCAUGUUCUCCACCAAAGCAAGGCAAGAAAGAGAACGAUCCGCCUCACUCACAUACACCUAAGGGGCGCAGAUUGCUAUUUGAUAAUCAGCUAACAGUUAAGUCUCCUAGCAAAAGAGAUCAGGCCAGAGUUCACAAAAGUAAAACACUUUCUUCAGUUCGGAAAGGUCAAGAGAUCGCAACAACUCCUGAGCAGAGAUAUCCUCUGGAGAAAGAAUCUGCAUGUGUGAGACUCUUCAAGCAAGAAGGCACUUGCUACCAACAAGCAAAGCUAGUCCUGAAUACAGCUGUCCCAGAUCGGCUGCCUGCCAGGGAAAAGGAGAUGGACAUCAUCGGGAAUUUCCUGAGGGAGCACAUCUGUGGGAAAAAAGCUGGAAGUCUUUAUCUUUCUGGUGCUCCUGGAACUGGAAAAACUGCCUGCUUAAGCAGAAUUCUGCAAGACCUCAAGAAGGAACUGAAAAGCUUUAAAACUAUUAUGCUAAAUUGCAUGUCCUUGAGGAGUGCUCAGGCUGUAUUCCCAGCUAUUGCUCAGGAGAUUUGUCAGGAAGAAGUAUCCAGGACAGCUGGAAAGGACAUGAUGAGGAAGUUGGAAAAACAUAUGACUGCAGAAAAGGGCCCCAUGAUUGUGCUGGUGUUGGACGAGAUGGAUCAGCUGGACAGCAAAGGGCAGGAUGUAUUGUACACACUAUUUGAAUGGCCAUGGCUAAGCAAUUCUCGACUGGUGUUGAUUGGUAUUGCUAAUACUUUGGAUCUUACGGACAGAAUUCUACCUAGGCUUCAAGCAAGAGAUAAAUGCAAACCACGGCUUUUGAACUUCUCACCUUACACCAGAAAUCAGAUAGCCACUAUUUUGCAGGAUCGACUUAAUCAGGUGUCUAGAGAUCAGGUUCUGGACAAUGCUGCAAUUCAGUUCUGUGCUCGCAAAGUCUCUGCUGUUUCGGGAGAUGUUCGCAAAGCACUAGAUGUUUGCAGGAGAGCUAUUGAAAUUGUGGAGUCGGAUGUCAAAAGCCAGACUAUCCUCAAACCACUGUCUGAACGUAAAUCACCCUCUGAGUCUCUGGUCCCCAAGCAGGUCAGUCUUAUUCACAUAUCCCAAGUCAUUUCAGAAGUUGAUGGUAACAGGAUGGCUUUGAGCCAAAAAGGAGCACAAGAUUCCUUCCCUCUUCAGCAGAAGAUCUUGGUCUGCUCUUUGCUCCUCUUGACCAGGCAGCUGAAAAUCAAAGAGGUCACUCUGGGGAAGUUGUAUGAAGCCUAUAGUAAUGUCUGUCGCAAACAGCAGGUGGCAGCUGUGGACCAGUCAGAGUGUUUGUCACUUUCAGGUCUCUUGGAGGCCAGGGGCAUUUUAGGAUUAAAGAAAAACAAGGAAACCCGCUUUACAAAGGUGUCUUUGAAGAUUGAAGAGAAGGAGAUAGAGCAUGCUCUGAAAGACAAAGCUUUAAUUGGAAAUAUCUUAGCUGCUGGAUUGCCUUAAAUCUUUUUUCUCUUCCACCAGUACCUCACCUGUCCAGUUGGCAUAUAGAGAGCUACAGAGUAUUCAUUUUAGUACUUUAUACAUUCAGAUCUGAAAACAAAUAGGACCUUUUUUUACCUGAAACCAAUGAAUUUUAAUCUAUAGGCAUGAAUAUUAAUACAAAAUAAUAUCUUAGGGACUUUUUAAUUUUUACCCAUAAAAAUGACCAACUAGACCCUUUUAAAAUGAUAUUCACUACCUCUACCAUUUGUAUGUCUCUAGCCAGAAUGCUUGCAAGUAUGCAGAAUUAUGUUGUGGAAAGUACAUAUAUUUGCCUGUUAGUGUCCUCAGACUUUGGUGUAUUUUGUUAAGAACUUUGGAGUUAGAGUAAGAAGCAUGAAAAAUAAUCCAGGAAAAUAAGCAACUGCAUAUGGAAAUUUGGAAGACUCUUUAGUGUCUUUUUGGAGUAUACUGUGUACUUGUUGCAGAUGCUACCACAUUGUUACAACUUAAGGACUCAUUGAGUUUCUUGGGCAGUCCCAAGGUUGUGGGGUGGUAAGGAGAAUGUAACUCUAC